Messenger RNA from Microdochium trichocladiopsis, 1884 nucleotides. Its product is annotated as mitochondrial outer membrane 72K protein. Gene Ontology annotation, biological process: intracellular protein transport. The coding region runs from base 1 to 1884 and encodes 627 amino acids. The transcript is spliced from 4 exons. Gene Ontology annotation, cellular component: mitochondrial outer membrane. The record is from RefSeq and is a predicted model, not a curated record. Gene Ontology annotation, molecular function: protein binding; protein-transporting ATPase activity. Lineage: Eukaryota; Fungi; Ascomycota; Sordariomycetes; Xylariales; Microdochiaceae.
AUGUUCAAGUCCUUCGGUGCCUCAGCGGCCCCUGUGCCGCCGUCGCCAAACUCCGUCGCCGUCCCUGUCGAGGGCUCCGUCUGGGACCGCAUCACCAACUGGGCCUCGGAGAACAAGACCCUGGUCUACACGGUUGCCGGAGUCGCUGUCGUUGUCACUGGCGCCGGUGUCGUCUACUACCUCAAAUCUGAUUCCUCAGCACCCCCGUCUGAACCCAAGCUCAGCAAGAAGGAGCGCCGGAAACGGAAAGAAGCCGAGCGCCAGGCCGAGACGGACAAGACCACGGCUCCCACAACUCCAGAGAAGAAGGCCCCCGCCGCGGCGUCAGUAGAGAGCGCCGAUGAGCUGCCCGAGAUAACCGCAAAGACCGUCAAGACCUUCACUCCGGAGCAGCUCCAGCAGUAUGCUCUCCAGCUCAAGACAGCUGGCAACAAGGCCUACGGCAGCAAAGACUACAACAAGGCUAUUGACCUUUACUCCAAGGCCAUCCUGUGCAAGCCCGACCCCAUCUUCUUCUCCAACCGCGCCGCUUGCUACAACGCGCUCGGCGACUGGGAAAAGGUUGUCGAGGACACCACUGCCGCCCUCAACCUCGACUCUACCUAUGUCAAGGCGCUGAACCGCCGUGCCAACGCCUACGAGCAUCUCGACCAGUUCAGCGAGGCCCUACUCGACUUCACCGCCAGCUGCAUCAUUGACGAGUUUAAGAACGAGUCCAGCGCCAAUGCGGUGGAACGCCUGCUGAAGAAGGUUGCCGAGCAGAAGGCCGAGGACAUCCUCAAGAACAAGAACCCCGAAAAGCUGCCUAGCCCAACCUUUGUCGCCAACUACAUCCAGAGCUUCCGCGUCAAGCCUCGUCCUGCUGGGCUCGAAGACUCGGUCGAGCUCAGUGAGCGCACCGGCAAGGGCAAGCUGCAGCGCGGCCUGCAGGCGAUGGAGAAGCAGACGCACGCUGCGUACGAGGAGGCUGCCAUUGCAUUCGAGGACGCGCUCAAGUACGGCGACCUCGGCGAGAACGAGGCGCUUGCCUACAACCUUCGUGGUACAUUCCGCUGCCUCAAGGGCAACCAGGAGGCCGCGCUGCAAGACAUGGACAAGAGUAUCGAGCUUGAUCCCGCGUUGACGCAGAGCUACGUCAAGCGUGCCAGCAUGCACCUCGAGAUGGGUGCUCGCGACAAGGCUGCCGAGGAUCUCGAGAAGGCAAUCCAGAUGAACGACAAGGAUCCCGACAUCUACUACCACCGUGCCCAGCUCCACUUCAUCCACGCCGAGUUCCAGGACGCUGCCAAGGACUACCAGAAGUCGAUCGACCUCGACACCAAGUUCAUCUUCUCCCACAUCCAGCUCGGUGUCACUCAGUACAAGAUGGGUUCGAUAGCCUCGUCUAUGGCCACCUUCCGCCGAUGCAUCAAGAACUUUGACAAGGUCCCUGACGUCUACAACUACUACGGCGAGCUCCUGCUUGACCAGGGCAAGUUCGAGGAGGCCAUCCAGAAGUUCGACACCGCGAUGGAGAUGGAGAAGCAGACCAAGCCCAUGGCCAUGAACGUCUUGCCUCUGAUCAACAAGGCACUUGCCUUGUUCCAGCAGCGCAACGAGUUUAGCGAGGCCGAGAAGCUGUGCGAGGCUGCUCUGAUCAUCGAUCCCGAAUGUGAUAUUGCCGUCGCCACCAUGGCCCAGCUCCUUCUACAGCAGGGCAAGGUUGUUGAUGCGCUCACGUACUUUGAGCGUGCCGCCGAGCUCGCCAGAACCCCUGGCGAGAUCGUAAACGCUCUCUCUUACGCCGAGGCGACCCGCACGCAGCUGCAGGUGCAGGAGAAGUACCCUCAGCUUGCCGCCAAGCUCCAGGGGAUGGGCGCCGCGUCUGGCGGAUUCCCCCGGUAA